CUCCUAGCAACGGAACGGACACACUCCGCCAGAGCCGCCCAGCUGCGCCCCAGCCACACUUUCGGCUAGUCGCAGCUUCGUCCUCCCCCCAGCGCCGUCGCCCGUCAAGCCUCCGCCGGCCGAACACCAUGAAGAGUGAGCCCCUCAUCGUCGCCAUCCUGCUGCUCAGCUGCGGCACAGCCAGCGCUCAAGCCGAACCAAAGAUCUGCUACGUGCUGGACGCGAUUCUCUUCGUGUACGGAAUCGUCCUCACAAUCCUCUACUGCAGGCUAAAGAUAUCAGGUUCAUCGCAGAGUAGCGGAGAAGACAAGAAAAAACCAGAGGAAGGCCUUUAUGCUGGAUUAUCCCCCCAUGCCCAAGACACCUACGAGACCAUCAACAAACACAAAAAGUGACAGGUGUGACGAGGAGAGCGGAGCAGUGCGAUUCUGCUGCACUCCUCUGCAAGCCGCGAAACCUCAUUUUAAGCCAUGUAAUAGUUAGGCAGCAGUGCAGUGACGCAUUUUAACGUUUAAAGCUACUGCACUUUGAGGACAAUGAUAAUAAGCUUCAUCUGGUGCAGAGUAUGCUGAUUGUAAUUUUGUUCUUAAUUUAUCUUUUAUUUUUUCUGUUAUUGUUGCCAAUAUCCUGUGUGCACAAUAUGAUAAGUAAAAUACAGAAACUAAAAAUAUGGAUGUGGGAAUCUUCCAACUGCUUGUCCAGGUCAAUGUCAUCGCAUAAUUGUGUAUAUGUAAAGAAAAUGGAAACUGGAUUAAGUUUCAAUUUUAAUCUUCAGUUGUUUUCCCUUUGAGUAGUUGCAGCAUAUUGUAAAAAUGUGUUGAAAAUGUAUAUUUUCUGGAUUUUGUGUGCGAAAAACAUAUUAAGUGUAUUUUCCAUAAAAUUACAAAAUUAACUAAAUUAAUUCCAAGGGCUAUUAAAUGCAGCCAUUUUUGAUACUUCACUAAUACUUAAAUUUAUCUUGCUUUGAACUGUUAUCAAGUGAGUAUGAUUACAACAGACUUUUUGUACAGGGGGUUUUGUGAAUCGUGUGAAUAUGGCCGUGCAAUGUAGGGAUCUGAGCUUAUUAGAUGUCAGUUAAUGAUUUAAGGCCACAUUUUUUCUCUGGGUAUAGUGGAUCUUCUGCAUUUAACGCUAAAUGCCCCCCAGAAUUUUGACACAUAAGUGUAAACACAGUGUAAAGCGUGUACAUUUGCCCAACUUACUGAUCUAUGUGGCCUAGUAUACUGAUAUCACAAGAAAAUAGGCCACCACAAAUAUACAAGGUCUCGUUUGAGUUCGA
Molecule: messenger RNA, 1279 nt
Organism: Brienomyrus brachyistius
Lineage: Eukaryota; Metazoa; Chordata; Actinopteri; Osteoglossiformes; Mormyridae
Product: high affinity immunoglobulin epsilon receptor subunit gamma-like
Exons: 5
Coding region: 129-395 (88 amino acids)
Biological process (GO): cell surface receptor signaling pathway
Cellular component (GO): Fc-epsilon receptor I complex
Molecular function (GO): IgE receptor activity
Source: RefSeq, a predicted model, not a curated record